Molecule: messenger RNA, 4420 nt
Organism: Zootoca vivipara (common lizard)
Lineage: Eukaryota; Metazoa; Chordata; Lepidosauria; Squamata; Lacertidae
Product: acyl-coenzyme A thioesterase 1
Biological process (GO): acyl-CoA metabolic process; fatty acid metabolic process
Molecular function (GO): fatty acyl-CoA hydrolase activity
Source: RefSeq, a predicted model, not a curated record
GCUGCAGUGCUCACUAUUGUGUUGAUCGCAGUCAAGAAGACAAAUUAUUACGUUACAAUUCGUAAGGGCAAACGGGUUCAAGCAGCUAGCAAGCAAGGGCCACUCCCCUGCCGAAACUCGUUUUCUUUCAUAUGGAGAUGGUAGCCCGUAUCGCUUCUCAUAAAACGGGCAGCUCCCUCUCAAAGUCGGUUACCGCCAGCGAGUUAGGAAAUACAUUUCCCAGAAGCCCUAGCGACACCGCUUCCUUUUGUGGGCAGGUUGCAAAGACCCGCUUGACUUUAGCCUGGGAGCAAAAGUUACCAGGCGCGCGUGUGUUUUCUCCCCCUAAAAGCAUUGCUCGAAGGACAACUGCAGCAGGCGCGUUUGGGAAGAGGCUGCUCCCUCCGGCAAGGCAGCCCCGAUGGCGGCGGCGGUGAGGAUCCUGGUCUUGCCCUCUCCCCGCUGCCUGUGGGACGAGCCCGUCCAAGUGAAAGUCGAGGGUCUCGGGCCGCUGCAGGAGGUGACGCUGCGCGCAUCCUUGGUGGACGAGAGCGGCGAGCUUUUCCAGUCGCUCGCCUACUACCGGGCUGGCAGCAGCGGCGAGCUCGACCUCAGCCGCUCGGCGUCGCUGGGCGGCAGCUACUCCGGGGUGGAGCCCAUGGGGUUGCUGUGGUCGCUGGGAUCCCAGACGCCCUUCAAGCGCCUGGCCAAGCGGGACGUCCUCAGCCCUUUCCGCGUCACCUACGAGGUGCUCGACGGGCGCGGAGUCUCCGGGCGGCUCCUCGGCGAGUGCUGCAGCGAGAGGAGCUUUCUGGCCGACGGGGUGGAGAGGAUCCCGGUGCGAGAAGGCAGGCUCCGAGCCACGCUCUUCCUGCCACCCGGCCCUGGACCGUUCCCAGGACUCAUUGAUUUGUACGGAAGUGGAGGAGGUCUUGUGGAAUACAGAGCCAGUCUUCUGGCAAGCCGAGGUUUUGCUACACUGGCUGUUGCUUACAUGCACUUUGAGGAUUUGCCAACUUUCCCAGAGUUAUUUGAACUGGACUAUUUUGGUGAUGCUGUAGAGUUCUUGCGGAAACAGCGGCAGGUGAGAGCUACAGCGAUUGGAGUCCUAGGGCUUUCCAAGGGAGCAGAUCUUGCCCUCGCUCUAGCUACCUUUUGGCCAGGUAUCAGAGCGGCUGUCAGCAUUUCUGGCUCAGGAGUUAAUGCUUUUAUCCCCCUGCGAGUGAAGGGGCGCAUUAUUCCUGCCCAUCCUUGUGACCUGGAGAAGAUUAAGGACACCGGUGAUCCCAAAGUUGUGGAUUUCUCAGAAAUCAUGGCCGACCCCAAAGACCCAGCUACUUGGCAAUGCCGCAUCCCUGUGGAGACGUCCUUAGCCAACUUCCUUUUUCUGUCGGGGCAGGAUGACAGAAACUGGCCGAGUGAGACAUUUUGCCGAGAAGCCGUUGGGCACCUCAGGCAGAGUGGGCGCCGUGUGGAGUUCUAUAGCUACCCCGGGGCAGGGCACCUCUUAGAGCCCCCCUAUCUGCCCCUGUGCUAUAGCUCAUUUCACAGGCCAUUGGGAGUUCUUGUGAUGUGGGGAGGAAAAUGGAGAGAACAUGCAAAAGCACAGGAAGAUGCCUGGCAAAGGAUACUGGCUUUUUUCAGACAACACCUGCUGGAUUCCACCGUUAGAAGUAAUCUGUAGAUUGUGGUUUUGUACAUGUGUGAAGGAGCUGGGUCUUAACGUGCACAUCCCACUUGAGAAGUCGAGAACAGGUGCAACGCCUACCUGUUCAGCCACAACCAGGUACACUAGUACUGUAAUGCGCAACAGACCUCAGCCAAGGGAAUUGGUGAAAGCACAUUUUCCUCAAUGGCUCUUCCAGACGAAGGGCCAUGAGCAGCACUUUGUCGGGAUAUAAGUGUGAUGAGUGUGAUCUAUUCAGCUUCAUCUUAGAACUCAGAUUUGAAAUAACUUUAGUUGCAAGUAGGUAGCCAUGUUGGUCUGCCGUAGUCGAAACAAAAUUUAAAAAAUCCUUCCAGUAGCACCUUAGAGACCAACUAAGUUUGUCAUUGGUAUGAGUGUGCAUGCACACUUCUUCAGAUACUUCUUCAGGUACAAAAGCUCAUACCAAUGACAAACUUAGUUGGUCUCUAAGGCAGUGUUUCUCAACCUUUUUUGGGCCAAGGCACACUUGUUACAUGAAAAAAAUCACGAGGCACACCUGGAAAAAAGUUCCCCUCUGCCGCUCAUUCCGGCGCCCCUAGAAGCAGCGGCUGCGGCUCCAGCGCGCUCGUCUCCGCUAGCCUGAAAGGGAGAGGGGCUUCGGAGGAUCCACCACUUACGGAGCUUCCGGACGAAUCGCCGCCACUGCCCCACAUUCAACCACCGCGCCGCAAGCGAGCGCGAACUUGCGAGAGGUGGGGUUGGGGAACAGAGCGGCGCCGGGCCAUCUCGCGAGAGCAAGCGGCGAGAACAGUUGCCCGAAAGGAGCCCCUGGGAACUGUAGUCCUUUCUCUGGCUCCCUUUCCCUCAAUGGCGUGCGGGGGUGGCGGAAGUGGAGCUUUCUCUCGUCAGCCAGGUUUGCGCUCUCGCCCGGGAAACAAGCCGCACGUCACGGCACACCAGCCACCGUUUCGCGGCACAGUAGUGUGCCGCGGAACAGCGGUUGAGAAACGCUGCUCUAAGGUGCUACUGGAAGGAAUUUUUUAAUUUUGAAAUAACUUGUCAUUUUGCAGCCAAACAAACGCAUGACAGGUUUACCAGCGCACCAGUGCCCUGGUCAUGUGGCAGAGAAAGGUCAUACUGAGCACAAAUGCAGGGGUGUAUCCUCCAUUCACCUGGCCACUUCAUUUCCUCCUGUCUCAUGCCAUCAAAAAGGUCUUUUAAAGGAAUCAGUCUCUUUACUCAUAUCAAGCCAGACCUUUUUGUGAACCCUAUCACUUAGCAAAAUUUUGAGAAGGCCUGUUAAAUUUACACACCUGUUGCUUUCCUUACAGGUGAAACUUGGGAAAUUAGAAUAUCGCCGAAUAGUGCAUGUAUUUCAGUAACACAAAUUAAAAGUUGAAACCAAUAUAUGAGAUAGAUGCGUGACAUGCAAAGCAAGAUAUGUCAAACCUUUAUUUGUUGUUGUAAUUGUAAUUAUUUGUCGUUAGGCGGGUCCAUUAUAAAUGGAAUGUAAUUAAUGAAAUGUAAUAGCGAUGUUUAUUUUUGUUUACUUUUGUAUUAUUGUAACUAUUUGUUUUAUUACUGUGGAAUUUCCAAAAGAAAGCAUUUGUAAAAAUUAAAAGAAAAAUAUAAAAUAAUAAGUUGCAUUACUGAAAUAAAUGCACUUUUUGACGAUAUUCUAAUUUUCCGAGUUUUACCUGUACACCUUAAUACAUUAAUUAUAUUUAGGAUCAACCUUAAUUAAUUAAUCAGUAUAUUAAUAUGCAUUUAGCAUCCAUACACCUUUUUGGUACCUGGUAAGAGAAUGGCUGACAGAGAGACCUGGUCAGCGAAAGGGAGUGGUGAUAAUGUAAUGCAUUAUUGUUGGCUGAGGCUCGCUGAGAAAAUUUUCCUGAUAUGACAAUAAAAAAGUCAAUAGAAUAAAUGGUGCAGAGGAUGGCAUUUGGUAGGGCAUGUUAAUAGUGCAAUCUUAUACCUGUCUUCUCAGAAGUAAGCCCCAUGGAGUUCAGUUAGGUGUGUUGCCAGAUAAGUAUGUAUUUGAUUGGAGUCUAGGAAUACAAAACAGUAGCAAAUCUAGAAAAUCGUUUUAGGAGAAAAGUGAACAACACUGAUAAACGGAGAAGUCUUCAAACGUUGGUACAAAUCACCAACAAUAAGCAUGAUUUCCUCUUGUUUCAAUGUAGUCGUUUGCUUUAGAAAUAAAGAAAGAGUAACUACACUGCGGAGACUAUUUAUAAAACUAACAGAAGGCUAGUGUGGUGUAAUGGCUGGAUUGGGAUUAUGGACUUUAUGGCGCCCUGUUUUAGCCACUGUGCUACAUCUGGAGAAUAACAUUCCUCUUAACUUUCAGUGAAAUCCUAUGCAUGUCAACUCAGUUGUAAGUCUCAGGUGUUGCUGAACUCCUGCCAGGGGUAAUGGGAGCAGGAGUUUAACACCUGGAGGCCACAGCCAGGCUCCCCACUUCUGGUUUAGCCUGUACUUUUGAAUUUUUGGCAGAGAAAGUAUAUUCAUGUUUACCAAUCCACAUUUACCAAUCCAUUUAUAUGUAGUGCGUGAAAAAUGCCGCACUCUUGAAUUAUGUCACUCUUCUUCCUUUGCUUUGUAUAGCUCUAUUCAUUAAGCAAUAUGCAAUGAUAACAUUUCUUUAUAUGUAAUUAAAAGUGGAAAGAGCUGGCUCCACAGGGAUUUUGUGGAGUUUAAUGUGAUAUUGCUACUUGUUCUGAAAUAUUUUUGUAAAUCACCAAGAGAGCCAGAGUUGGGGUGUGUGUUUAAUAAGAGAGUAUAAAUAAAGAA